AUGACGACACGCUACGAAGACUUCCACCGGAACGAGAACCUCGGUGGCCCAGGCGAUUCGCGUCCCACGGCGCAGCAAAUCGUCGACUACAACGAUCUUGUGGGCAAAUGGACCGACAAGGUGAUCUUGGUCACGGGCACGAGCAGCGGCCUCGGGAUCACCACCGUUGCAGCCCUCAAGUCUACAGGUGCAAAGAUCUAUGCCACCGCCCGGAACCUAGACAAGGGCCGCAAUGCCCUGAAAAGACUACUGGAACCGGGCCGCGUUGAGCUCCUGCAGCUCGAUACCGGCGACUUGUCCAGUGUUCGCGCCUGUGCAACAGAGUUCCUGAGUCGGGAGAGUAAGCUCAAUGUACUGAUCAACAACGCUGGCGUCAUGGCCAUUGAGGACCGUCGUCUCACCAAGGAUGGUUUUGAGGAGCAGUUCGCUGUCAACUACCUGGGCCAUUUCCUGCUCUUCCUUCUGCUCAAGCCAGCGUUGCUUGCGGCUGCUUCACCGGAGUUCGGCUCUCGCGUCAUUAACGUGUCUUCCAGCACGCACAAGGUAGCAAGCGUCAAUCUUGACAACCUCAACUUCGAUCAAGACGGCAGCUACGAUCGAUUUGUCGGCUACGGGCAAGCGAAGACAGCGCAGAUCCUUAUGACGAAUGAGAUUGAGCGGCGGUAUGCAGCUCAGGGCUUGCACAGCCUAGCAUUGAACCCUGGUGCGAUCGACACACCCCUCCAAGUACACAUCCAGACCAUGGUAGAUGAGCUGAAAAAGAACUGGGAGAUCAGGAAGACAAUGAAAGAUGUCGAGCAGGGUUCUGCAACGACGCUGGUGGCAGCGGUGGACAAGGAAGUGGAGGGGAAAGGUGGACUCUACCUGAAUGACUGUGCGAUCCAGGAGCCCACAGAUAACCAUGAAAUGGGCGGCGGUGGAGUCGCGAGGCAUGCGCUGGACGAGGUGCUCGGAAAGAAGCUUUGGAACAAGGGAAUCGAGCUUGUGGGAUUUCAGGAGUGA
This is a messenger RNA of Cyphellophora europaea CBS 101466, 1002 nucleotides long. RefSeq lists its product as uncharacterized. Lineage: Eukaryota; Fungi; Ascomycota; Eurotiomycetes; Chaetothyriales; Cyphellophoraceae. Bases 1 to 1002 code for a protein of 333 amino acids. The record is from RefSeq and is a predicted model, not a curated record. The transcript has a single exon.